CUGGUACAGCGGGGUCCCAGCCGUACGGUCCGAGCUGGAACAGGGCGUUCACACUCUCCUCUGCGCACUUUUACUUGUGUUUAUAAUUUCAUCGGACAGUAAUUUUGGAAGAGUUUCGUCAUUUUGAUGAUCGCUUUGAUGGAUUUCACUGUGUGAUCUCAUUAACGUGCACCGAAGAAGAAGAAAAAGAAGCGGAUCACCCUUCAGUCCGUCAGCUGAUCCCAGGACUCACUUCGAACACAUCCGGUUUGGAUAUGAACUGCUGAGACCGAGUUUAACCCUGUUUACCGACAGUGGAGCUGUGUCUGCAGUGUGUUUGUCCUCAGUGACAUCAGUGAGGUGGAGGCAGACAGACAGACAGACAGACAGACAGGCAGACAGAGGGGUAGGGUACCUGGCUGCAGGGUCCAGAUGGGGAACAGUGCACUGAAGUCUCACCUGGAGACCUCCCAGAAGACCGGGGUGUUCCAGCUGACAGCAAAGGGCCUGCAGGAGUUUCCAGAGGAGCUGCAGCGACUCACCGGUAACCUGCGGACGGUGGAUCUGUCCGGGAACAAGAUCGAGGUUCUUCCCGCUGCCAUCGGAAACUUCCUGCAGCUCAAGAGUCUGACGCUCAACUCCAACAGGCUGACCUGCCUCCCCAGUGAGAUCUCGAAGCUGAAGAAGCUGGAGACUCUGAGUCUGAAUGGGAACCGGAUCCAGCAGCUGCCCCCCACUCUGGGUCAGCUCAAAGCUCUGCGGACCCUCAGCCUGUCUGGGAACCAGAUCUCAGAGUUACCUUCUGGACUGGGAAGCCUGAGGCAUCUGGACCUGCUGGACCUCUCUCGCAACCAGAUCCAAAGUGUCCCCACAGAGGUGUCAGAGCUGCAGGCCAUAGAGAUCAACCUCAACCAGAACCAGAUCUCCGUCCUGUCAACAGAGGUCUCUCGGUGUCCCCGUCUGAAGGUCCUCCGUCUGGAGGAGAACUGUCUGGAGCUGUCCUCCAUCCCUCUGUCCAUCCUGAAGGACUCCCAAGUUUCUCUGUUCUCUGUGGAGGGAAAUCUGUUUGAGGUGAAGAAGCUCAGAGACCUGGAGGGAUACGACCAGUACAUGGAGCGUUUCACAGCCACGAAGAAGAAGUUUGCCUGAAGACUCUAGAUGACAGGUCUGAACCUCACAGCGCCACCUGUAGGGGGGGUCAGCAGGGACUCCACCCACCACCACCGCUGCUUCCUCUGCUGCUGAAAAGCAGACGUCACACAGCCUGACAGUCCUCCUCACAGCGCCCCCUCUGGCUGCUGGACUGUAAUCUGAGUUAACGGGGACAUCUCUCAAACACCAGCCUGAUUUAUGUGACCUACAGACAGACAUGAAGACAGACAGGCAGACAUGAAGACAGACAGAUUUGACCUGUUUGUGAUGUUUAACCUUCAUCGUGUUUCUCAGGAACAAAAACAUUUGUAUCUUCAUUCAUUCUCUCUUUAACUUUAACGUUUGCCUCUUUUAAUUAUUCUUUUCUUUAACUCGUAAAUUCGUCUGAACGUCUCAGCAGGAAACUUCCUGUUAACUCGGUGGUGAAAGUAGAGCUAUAAAGGUUUGGACAGUGCAGGUCUCUGUUGGAGUUUCUAAGGACGAAGACUCAGGUGGGUCCAGAAGAAAGUUUAGCAUGAUUAAUGAAUGUUAAGUAGCUGUUUGUCUAAUUUAAGUGGAGAAAUCCUCUUCAGUCCAUCACUGUAAAGCUGCUGGAGCUCGUCUCCACCAGGAAACAGUUUUAGUUCCAGCUUCUCGGUUCUCAAUCUUGGUUUUCACAGUCGUCUGUGAUGGUAAACUGGAUCUUUUUGGGUUUUUCACAUUUUGAGUCCGGCACGCAGGACCGAGUCCGGCACGCAGGGCCAAGUCCGGCACGCUGGGCCGAGUCCGGCACGCUGGACUGAAAGUGUGCAUGCAUGAUGAAAUCUGACACUCUGUUGAAACUGUAUUUUGAAGGGAUCUCAGGUGGACUGCAGGAGCGUGUCGCCCUCUCAGUAGUUUUAUUUUUGAUCAUUUUCAUCCAGUUCUGUCCUCCGGUAGAAACUGUCUGGAUCUGAAUCCUUCAUCAGAAAUAUUCCUUUAUUCAGUUUAAACUGUUAAUAGAUUUAUUCAUGUAAAGCAGACACUCUGAAGGAUCACUUCACCUCCUUCACCUCCUUCCAAACCUGACUCAUGUCUUUGUCCUCUGAUGAAGUGAAGGUGAAUGAAAGCUGCUCUUUAAUGUGAAGAUAAGUUGAUUUUGUCUGGUCUGAGUUCAGUUUGCUCCUCCGUUCAGUUCAGUUUGCAGGAAACUGAUGAAGAGGAUGUUUGUUGUUAGACCUUCAGCUUGAAUCUGACGGCAGCAUCGUGGGGACUCGCUGCAGGCGCCUUCGAUACGUUCAGCUGCACACGGUCUACAGGCGUGAAGAGACUGUAAAGUGUUCAUUUUCACUUCCUGCUGACACUAAUCUGAAGAUUAUGGUCCAGUUUGUUGAGAAGCUGCUUUGUGUUCGCAUGAUUAUUGAUUAUUGUCCUUUCACACAUUGUGCAGGAUAACAAGCUAAAAACCGUAACAACUUUGGCAGAUUUUGGUUCAGCUGCUCAGUGGGUGGAAGAAACACUCAGUACUUUACUUCAGUAAAAGUAGUAAUACCACAGAGUAUAAGUACUGUUACAAGUAAAAGUCCUUCAUUCAAAAUGUAACAAAAGUACAAAAAUUUUAGCAUCACAACAUAAAAAAGUAAAAGUAGUCAUGCAAAAUGGUGUGUAAUGUUGUGUACAGUGUUGCAUUUAUUAUAUAUGUGUUUCUCAUUUACUCAAGUGUACUUGAGUACAAAUUCAAGGUACUUGUACUUUACUUGAGUAUUUCCACUUUAUGUAACUUCAUACUUCUCCUUCCUCACACCUCAGAGAUAAAUGUUGUACUUUUUACUCCAUUACAUUUGUCUUUAGUAACUACUACUACUCUUCAGAUUCCUUCCUGUCCAGUGAAAAGCUCGUA
Molecule: messenger RNA, 2989 nt
Organism: Chelmon rostratus (copperband butterflyfish)
Lineage: Eukaryota; Metazoa; Chordata; Actinopteri; Chaetodontiformes; Chaetodontidae
Gene: lrrc57
Product: leucine rich repeat containing 57
Exons: 6
Coding region: 412-1128 (238 amino acids)
Molecular function (GO): protein binding
Source: RefSeq, a predicted model, not a curated record